AUGAAUCUAAAUAUGUUACUUCCCCCGAUAAUGGUUCAGAACCACGAGGAACAACGUCACACAAUUACCCGGAAACGGAUGGAGCGAUUUUCGACGGGCGGACAAUUAUUAUCUGUGACUGACGUGGUGAGUGGCGGAAUGACUGAUGAUGAUGAUGGUUGGGGGAUGAAAAGGGAGAAAAGCCCUCAGAUGAUGAUUACUGGUUAUUAUACACAGAAAACGACACACUUUGAUGAUAAUCCAGCGACACUUCCAAUUGGCGGCGGCGGCGGCCGAUACUAUUCGAAUAAUAGGAACACGUUCCGCGAGGCGGAUUAUGACACUGUUCAUACCUACCGUAAUCUACCGGAAUCACGACGCGACGAGACUUAUUAUAAUAUUCCGACGGAUCGGGAAAGAAGAAGAGAAAGAGAGUAUCCCAUCAAAAGUAUGCAUUUUGAAUUGAAUUUUGAUGAGUUAUUCAUGAGAUAAAGAAGAAAAGAAGGAAGAUGAGCAAUCCAUAAUUUUUAGAAAUUGACAGAGUUGUGCCGACUCAAAUUAUCCGGGAGUACAGUAGGAAUGAUGCUCCGGCUCCGGUUCCGGUUCCGGUUCCGGUCUCGAACUCAGAAUGGAAAACUACAGAUUCCUACGUUCGGAAGACUUCAAUUCUAAAGUAAAACACCCUUGACAAGUGUCACUGACAGUAGUUUUACAUUCAGAAGUGCAAAAUCGGGACCCACCUGCCCUGCCGGAACUUAUCCAUCUAGCACCAGCACCCAACGAGUGGAAUGGAGGGAACCAUUGGAUUGUCUCAUUGACAGAAUGAACAGAAUCCGAAGUUCUCUGGCAUGUCCGUCUCUGGAACCUUCCGUGAGGCUGGCUGACAUUGCUGCUCAAUGGGCUAGGAUGUUGGCGAUCAGAGGAGAGUUUAGGUAGGUCCCUUUCCAUUUUUCUGUUUACCUUCUUUACCUUCCACUUCCAUUUUUCAAGUCUAAUCGAAUUAGCGUUCUUGAGAACAACAUCUUGAGAAUUCGUUCAAGUGUUGUUUUGUACAAUCUAAUGUUAAAAGUUAAAAGUUCAAACUUUGACCCCUCGUGGCUGAACAAACACAUUUCCAGAAGCGACCGGGAUCGUUGCAUGAACAUCUGGAUGGGUUCUCGGGUCACCGACUCCAUCGCCGACAUCUGGUGGGACGAGGCGGAGGAGUACGGUACCCGCAACUUUCUCGACGAUCAAUCCCUUUCUUGGGUCGGCGUUGCGAGCGCAUUCAGCGAGCAAACCCGUCAAUUCAUUGUUGUUGCGGUGUACGAAUGA
Molecule: messenger RNA, 1293 nt
Organism: Caenorhabditis sp. 36 PRJEB53466
Lineage: Eukaryota; Metazoa; Nematoda; Chromadorea; Rhabditida; Rhabditidae
Source: the annotation of a GenBank genome assembly